AUGGCGGCGCUCCUGGCGCGCCUCUGUCGGGGCGCCCCGGGCGUCCGCGCCGCCCGCCUGCCCCUCGCCGCCGCCGGCCCGCCGCUGCGCCGCCCCUCCGCGCCGCCGGCACCCCCGCGGCCGCUCAGCUUUUCGGCGGCCGAGCUGGUGCGCGCCGCGCCGGGCCCGCUGCGGCCCUACCUGCGCCUCAUGCGGCUGCACCAGCCCACCGGGACGUGGCUGCUGUACCUGCCGUGCACCUGGAGCAUCGGCUUGGCGGCCGAGCCGGGCUGCCUCCCGGACUGGCACAUGCUGUCCCUCUUCGGCAUCGGAGCGGUGCUCAUGCGCGGAGCCGGCUGCACGAUCAAUGACAUGUGGGAUAGCGACUUUGACAAAAAGGUUGUGAGGACAGCAAGUAGGCCUCUGGCAGCUGGAGAUAUUUCCACUUUUCAGUCCUUCAUUUUUCUUGGGGGACAGCUUAGCUUGGCGCUUUGUGUGCUUCUGUGUCUGAAUUACUAUAGUAUCGUUCUGGGAGCAGCCUCUUUGUCUCUUGUGAUAACCUACCCUCUGAUGAAGAGAAUAACAUAUUGGCCACAGUUAGUUUUGGGGCUUACAUUUAAUUGGGGAGCCCUUCUUGGCUGGUCUGCCAUCAAAGGGUCAUGUGAGUGGUCUGUGUGUUUGCCUUUGUACUUCGCUGGAGUAAUGUGGACGCUGGUAUACGAUACCAUUUACGCACAUCAGGAUAAGAGGGACGACAUCAUUAUCGGUGUGAAGUCAACAGCAUUACAGUUCAAGGAGGAUACAAAGCAGUGGCUCAGUGGCUUCAGCCUUGCAAUGCUCCUGAGUUUGUGCAUGGCAGGAAUGAAUUGUAACCAGACAUUCCCGUAUUACUCAGCUGUGGCUGCCAUAGGGGCUCACCUAGCGCACCAGAUUUACACUUUGGACAUAGACAAACCUGAAGACUGUUGGAAGAAAUUUGCUUCAAAUCGCACUGUAGGAGUUCUGCUCUUCAUAGGGAUUGUGCUUGGAAAUUUGUGGAAACGAAAAGACUUAAAAAAUGUAGAAGAGCCUGUAGCAAACAGGUAGUUGAAAUUACUGUAAAUACUGAUAUUUUAGUCCAGCUAAAAUGUAAGUACUAUAAGAAGGAAAACACUUUUAACAUAACUAUAGAGGCUUUAUACUGUUUAUGUAUAAAAGCUGGUGAAAACAUUCUUGUUUCUAAAAACGUGCAAAUGAGACUGUCCUACAAUGUAAGUUUUGAUUAUCCUUAAAUGACUUCAGCCUCCAUAGAAGCUUCAACAAGUGAAGCUCUGCUGGUCCUGUGUAGUACAAGCAAACUUCUGUCAAGCUCUCAAGACUGUGAGCCCAAGAUUUUAUACGAAACAGAUGUCUCUUAGUGACAGCACGUGGGAAAAUGCAAAGUGAUUUCAGGAUGUAAAUAAAAUCUGGCUGUACAUGUUUGGUGUUCUGAUUUAUUACAUGACUAAUUUUCAGUUUGAGUUGGAGCUUGUGGCGUGAAAGAAUUGCAGUAACAAUUUUUAUCCUGAGAUGUCUGGAAGCAGUGAGUGUGUGAGGUCCAGAAUAAGAAGUCAAUAGAGAAGUAAUUAAAAUUACCUUUUGCUCUUGCUGUGAUUGCUGGCAGUGGUUCCUUUUCACAUGAAAAGAACAGGCUUCUGCAAAGUUGCCUGCACAGAGUGAGCUGAGCUCGUUUAUCAAGAAUGAUUUGAACACAGACUACUGACUUAAAAUAAAAACAGAGCAGC
Messenger RNA from Gymnogyps californianus (California condor), 1742 nucleotides. It is a transcript of the gene COQ2, whose product is annotated as coenzyme Q2, polyprenyltransferase. The record is from RefSeq and is a predicted model, not a curated record. Gene Ontology annotation, cellular component: mitochondrial inner membrane. Gene Ontology annotation, biological process: ubiquinone biosynthetic process. Bases 1 to 1065 code for a protein of 354 amino acids. The transcript is spliced from 7 exons. Lineage: Eukaryota; Metazoa; Chordata; Aves; Accipitriformes; Cathartidae.